This is a messenger RNA of Fraxinus pennsylvanica, 858 nucleotides long. Lineage: Eukaryota; Viridiplantae; Streptophyta; Magnoliopsida; Lamiales; Oleaceae. The record is from the annotation of a GenBank genome assembly.
AUGUCACUAUCUUCUCAAAUGGUCGCGAAUACACUUCUACUUUCUCUGGUCGUAGCUUAUCUUAUGACUGCUUCGGCCGGAAAUUUCUACCAAAAUAUAGACAUCACUUGGGGUGGUCAACGAGCUAAGAUACUCGAUGGAGGCCAACUGCUUACUCUGUCACUGGACAAAUUCUCAGGCUCGGGUUUUCAGUCCAAGAAUCAGUAUUUAUUCGGCAGGGUUGACACGCAACUCAAAUUUGUACCUGGAAAUUCGGCUGGCACUGUAACUACAUACUAUUUAUCUUCGCAAGGAACAGCACACGACGAAAUUGAUUUUGAGUUCUUGGGCAACUCAUCUGGACAACCCUACACAGUCCAUACAAAUAUAUUCACACAGGGUAAAGGGAACAGAGAACAACAAUUUCAUCUGUGGUUCGACCCAACAAUUGCCUUCCACGAGUACUCCAUUAUCUGGAAUCCUCGGCGCAUUAUCUUCAUGGUGGAUAACAUUCCAAUAAGAGUAUUUGAAAACAAUGAAGCUAUUGGUGUCCCGUACCCAAAACGCCAACCUAUGAGACUCUAUUCUAGCCUUUGGAAUGCCGAUGACUGGGCAACACAAGGAGGGAGAGUUAAGACCGACUGGACAAAAGCACCUUUUACGGCUGCAUAUAGAAGCUUCAAUGCCAAUGCUUGCGUUUGGCCAUCGACAUCUUGUGUUUCUACCAAACCCUUGCCCAAAAAUGGAUGGAUGUAUCAAGAGCUGGAUGUUAAUGAUCUAAAGAAGCUAAAAUGGGUGCAAAAGAACUACAUGAUCUACAAUUACUGCACAGACUUGAGACGUUUUCCUCAAGGUGUCCCUCGUGAAUGCAAGCAAUAA